Stylophora pistillata is the source of this 5560-nucleotide messenger RNA. RefSeq names its product putative ATP-dependent RNA helicase DDX60. Gene Ontology annotation, cellular component: cytoplasm. The record is from RefSeq and is a predicted model, not a curated record. Lineage: Eukaryota; Metazoa; Cnidaria; Anthozoa; Scleractinia; Pocilloporidae. Gene Ontology annotation, molecular function: ATP binding; nucleic acid binding.
GGAGGGCCAUUGUUUGAAACAUGGCAAAUUUUGAUGACACAUUGCAAUCGUCAGUUCACUCAGGAAAAUCUCAGUUGUCCGGUAUCGUUUCAAGAGAGUCAGAUUGAUGUUAAAUCAGAAAUUAGGGAGGCUCUUCAAUCUCCACCACAAGGCGGCUGCCGAGAGCUUGCCACAGUCCUUACUUGUGCGCAAGUCCUCCGUAAACUCCUUAACGACGACAACACUUGUGAGGAAACUGUAAAGAUUGCCCAAGACAGAGUAAAACUUUUCCUCCUUCAUGGUGCACUCCUAAGGAAACUUCCCUUGAAAUACAGAGCACAUAGUAUAAAAGGGACCUUGCUAAAUGAAUUCUGCGAGGAGAAUGAUGGCAAAGUUUUCCCCUUCGACGAGAUUCACACAGGUUUAUGGCAGAUUUUAAAGCUGAUGCAACUCGCUUUGGAAGACGCACACCGAGACGAGAGUGUGGAAAUUCCAUUGGAUAUGUCCUCAGUAGCAGACUUAGUGGACGGACGCUUGGUUCAUGUUCUCUCCUUUCGUCUUGCGAAACAAAGGUCCAAAGAAUCCGACGAACUAGGUCUGCCCGAGGAUGUGAUAGGAGAAGCAGAGUGUGCGUGGAGGAAAGUUGUUUCGCUUGCAAAUGGAUCACGUCAUUCAAAUUUGCUCGAAUCUCAGUUUUUCCCUAUGUUUGACGGGAUUGCUACUGGCCUUCAUCACGUAGAAGAGGGCAAUUCAGACCAUGAUGCUUGCUUACAGCUCAGGAAGCUCCUUGAAGUGGACAGUGUUCUUGUAAAUGAGUAUGCUGGGGAUAUCAGAUCAAGAAUUAACGCUAUGGCUGGAGAUGAAGCUGUAAAUGAAAUAUUCAACAGCGGAAAGGAAUUUGACGAACGCUACCACUGGCAUGCUCUUAAGCCACUUACCGAUGAUUUUGAAAGGACGAAACAACAGUUUAAAGACAAGCCUCCGACCGAUCCAAGAGAGAGAAAUCGGUAUUAUAAAGACAAGAUGAAGCAUGUUCGCUAUCAUAGACUUUAUGGCAACUCACUCGUUGGUGGUGUCGAUAAUGCAAAAAUUAUUACCGUCACUGAAGACGGAUCAAGGAAAAAAAGAGGAAAAAACAAGGAUUUAAAGAUGGGGAAAAGGAAGAAACAGAUCAUUGAAGAAAAUGAACGAAGGAUUGAAGGGCAGUUGAAAGAGAAAGAUGAAAAAAAGUGGCAACAUUUUCAAAAAGAGAUUGUUAGGAAUCUGAAGAAAGAGAACCACGACACUGUUCUUCAGUCGGUGGAUAAGUACCUCGCAGAUUGCAAAUAUCCACACCUUCGUCUUCAUGCACUGAUGGAAAAAGCAAAGACUUGCAUGGCAGCCUGGCAACAUACAAGAACUCUUGAUCCUGAAUCUAAUGACAUGAAAUAUCCUGUCCUUCUGAUGGAAAGUGUUCAGAAAAUAGCAUAUGGCUACCAAGACCUUCUCACCGUUGAGGACAAAAAGACACUAUCUGGAUUUAUGCAGAAGCUAGGAUUUAGUGAUAUCGCAUCCAUGUUCUACGAUCGAGCUGAAGGACGUGAGAGCAAGACUAAAGAGCUAUGUGUUCACACCUCAAGCGUAAGAUUCCAACUCGAGCACAUGGGCCAUUUGCUGAAAAGGUACGAAAGAACUGACUCCGACCCCAGGGUGGACCAUUUUAUUCCAGAUACAUGGCAGCGUGAACUUCUUAACGCCGUGGAUAAAAACGAGUCAGCAAUAGUAGUGGCGCCCACCUCGUCAGGAAAGACUUACGCCUCAUACUACUGCAUGGAGAAAGUGUUGAGGCAAGACAACGAUGGUGUUGUGGUCUAUGUGUCCCCAACGAAGGCCUUGGUGAAUCAAGUUGUUGCUACAGUUUACGCUCGCUUUCACCGUAAACAACUUCCAGAGGGAAGAGCAGUGUAUGGUGUUUUCACCAGGGAUUAUCGAUUCAAUACGUUGAACUCUCAGAUUCUUGUUACAGUUCCUCAGUGUUUGGAGAUACUUUUUCUCUCGCCCCGUCGACAGGAUUGGACAAAGAACGUUAGAUACGUGAUCUUCGACGAGGUUCACUGUCUUGGUCAAGAGAUUGGUGCUGAAGUUUGGGAGCAUCUCCUUUUACUUAUUCGUUGUCCCUUCCUGGCACUCUCAGCAACCAUUGGAAAUCCAGAUGAUCUCAUGCAGUGGUUACAAGCUGCCCAAGACUUUCGUGAACAGCAAGACAAGCGAGAAAGUGUCAAGCUCAGGACGUCUUAUAAAAUAAGGCUGGUUACUUGUCCUGAGAGGUACUCAGAUCUAGAAAAGAGCAUAUACCUUCCAAGUCCCAGUAAUGGUGGAUUUUCAAGUGAGUCAGGAGAAUAUGAAGGUACUUACGAUCUCAAGGGCAUGGAAGAGUUUGUCAGACUUCACCCAUGUGCACAGCUCGGAUUCAAACAGCUGCGAGAAAAUUCUUUGCCUGGUGAUAUGGUUCUCACUCCACAAGAAACUCUGCAGCUGUUUGACGUCAUGGUUCAGCAGUGGCCUGAAAAGGAAUCAUUACAGGAACUUGUUCCAGAGAAAUAUUUUUUGAGAACUGAGUUUAUCCAAAAGGACCAUGUUCGGCGAUACGAGGGUGAGGUAAAGGUAGAGUUCAAGUCCUGGGCGGAUGAAGGGCAGGUGGAAAAGGUGAAAUCCGUCAUUCGGUCGUUAAACAAUGAGUGCAUACAAAAGCAGUUCUCAACCGAGGAGGAAUGGAACAAGCAGGAAAUGCCUUCAUCUGGUAGAGAUUUCAUCCGGAAUAAUUUUACAAAGCUCGUUGAUCAGCUGAGAGCUCAAAAUAAGUUGCCAGCCCUGGUUUUCAGUUUUGAUCGUCAGCUGUGCGAAGUUCUGGCGGAAGAUCUCACUGUUGAACUUGAAGAACGAGAAUUAGAUCUGAAAGCACGAGCUGGCUUGAGAAGAGCAAAAUGUUUGGAAAAGAAGCAAGCUAAAGCUGAAAAGAGAGCUAAAAGGGGAAGAGAUUCAGCUGAGAAGCGCAAAGGAAAAAGUGGCCAUACAGAGGAGCAAGAUGAGACGGACUUUUCAGUGUUGAACAGACCUCCACGAGAUCUCCACGAGACGGAGCUGGCCGAUAAACAUGGAAUUAUUCACGAGGAUUUGAACAAAAUCAUGAGUCGCAUUCAAAAGCACGCAGAGAAGAGUCAAGGGGAAGCUGACAAGAAAAACAGCAAAAGAUUGAUGAAUGAAGGAGAAGAUGAAAAUGAAAAGAAUCUGGAUAACCCUUUACCUGAAUGUACACUCGGCUUUACACACGGAAUUGGAAAUGAGGAACUCAACAAGAUAAUGAGUCGUAUAUGGUUUAUGCACAGCAGAGAUCCAUUCAAACGCGGCUUGAAACGAGGAAUCAGCUACCAUCAUGCUGGAUUAAACAACAAAAUGCGAAGCGUCGUGGAAAUGCUCUUUAGGGAGAGGUAUCUUCAGGUUGUCACGGCAACAGGAACCCUGGCUCUUGGUAUGCAUAUGCCUUGUAAGACAGUAGUAUUUGCUGGAGACUCUCCAUUCCUUAACUCGCUACAGUACAGACAGAUGUCUGGAAGAGCGGGUCGAAGAGGCUUUGAUCCCGUGGGAAAUGUUGUGUUUUUCGGACUCCCUUACCGUAAAGUCCAACGCCUCAUCACCGCAAACGUUCCAAACCUUGUGGGAAACUUUCCCAUCAAUGUAUCACUGGUACUGCGCCUGCUCCUAAUGACAUCAAAAGGAGACGAUCCACAAGAUGCGUUAACUAAGGCUCUGACCCUGCUGUCUCACCCUUUCAUCUGCCGAAAACACCCUGAGAUGGAAAGCCAAAUCAAGAAACAUUUCCUAUUCAGUGUUGAACUUCUUACCAGAUUGGGUCUUGUAAAAGUAGAAAACGGAGCUCCGCAAGAGAUGGCAGGAUUAGCGGCCCAUCUUCACUACCAUGAACCUUCCAACUAUAUUCUGGUCAGUUUUCUAAGACGUGGUCUCUUUCACAAGUUUUGUGAGCCAGGGACAAAUGAUGAAUUUUCUCAGGAUGUAAUGAGAAAGAUGGUGCUUGUUAUAAGCCACUUGAUUGGAAGAAGAUUUGUCCACCCCUCUCUGAAGCGAAGAAUUUCAAAGUGCUCUGCUUCAAAAGUGAUAUUGGAGCCUCUUCCAAAGGAUUUUGCUGAAGCUCUGAGCGACUACAAUCGUCAGGUCACAAAUAUUUUCAGCCAGUACCUCGCAACAGUUGCUAAGGACCUUGAAAAGGAAAGCGGGGAGGAAAUCAAACUUCCCUUGUCGGGUAUAGAAUUUCCAGGAAAAGUGAGCAUUGCUGAAGAAGACCUUGACAAGUACCAUGCAUUGAAAAUUCUCGCAAACACCUCUAUUCCGUACUCGGCCUGUUCUUCCUUCGCCGCACUGUCAGGAAAUACAGACGAACAGCUACAUUCUUCCAAAUCUGCAUCAGCUGAAACCCAGGAGUCAGAAGACGACGAGGAAGAACCAAUAGAACAUUUACUCAAGAUUGUUCGUCAAGAUGUCUACACAGACGUGAAUGUCGUGCCUACUCUUUCAGUCAGGGGUUCUCGACGCUUGAAUGCGUAUGCAUUGGACUUUUUCAAACAUGGAUCCUCUAAAGUUAUUGAGAGAGACAAUGGUAUCAAAUCUGGCGAGGUUUUCACUGCUCUGAAGGAUUUUUAUCUGACCAUUAAAUCAAUCAGCACUUCAUUGGAAGAGAUGGGUCCUGAAAGCGACAAUGUAGUACGGGCGUUUAAACAACUGGCCCGGGAGUACGGAGAAAAAUUCAAUAAACGGUUCAAUUCGGACAUAUGAGACAGUUUGGACGGAAGACCUAGGUAGUCUAUGGGUUUCUGCACUUAAUUCAUGUUGCAGAGGCCUCUGCCCACUCCGGCCAACUCUGUCAUGCUGAACGAGCGUAGACAGUCUCUAAAUUUGACUCUUAACCCUUUCAAUCUCUUAUAAUUAAAGCGAUAAGCACUUCAUUUCUCCCGACAGAAUCACCCCAGAAUCAAACAGCAAGGUCAUGAGGAUAAAAGGAACUAUCAGGCACGUGAACUCACGAUGCUCACGACUGUUCCACAAAUCCUCUUUAGGAGAUGUAUAGAGUACAGUAUGGAGAGCUUGCAUACUAAUGUUAGGGUUUUAAUGGAUAAUGAGAUGAUUGUUCAAGUUGUUAGUAACACAUUUUCCACAGGAUGCAGAAGCAUUAUGAAUUAUUUAAAAUAAGGCAUCGAUCGAUUCGAAGUUGCAACAUGCCCCCCCGGGCAUUUGAACUUUUAGAAUGUUGGGUAGUUCACAUCCCCUCCCAGCCAAAAUUGCGUUCAAAUGCCCCAAUUAAUUCCUUACCCAACUCGGGCAAGGUUCAAAUUCCCCAUUCCCGUCCGGGCAUGGACGACAGUCCAGGUAGCCCGUGGGGGAAAAGGGAUGUUGAAGCUUCGAAUUGAUCGGCAGAUAAAUUUGGCGUGAAACCUUGGCCCACCAUUUAAAACUAAUUUAACAAAUAUUGACAACAAAUUUUCAACAAUGUUCAAAACUAAUGGAUGGCAAUAAACUCUGUUACCUGGAA